GGUUUCAUCAGCAGAAGAUAUAUAUAACACAUCCCAAUCCCUCAGUGACCCCCUUCCCAGCCGCCGCCGCCGCCAAGCGCCCCCGCGAGCCAGCUCCGGCGAAGCCGAUCCCGCGCGCCGAAGGCAAGGCAGGCAGGCAGGCAGCAUCAAGCAUGGCGGACGCGAAGGUUUUGCCCGCGGUGACGCUCCGCACGCGCAAGUUCAUGACCAACCGUCUCCUCGCCCGCAAGCAGUUCGUGCUCGAGGUUCUCCAUCCCGGCCGCGCCAACGUCUCUAAGGCGGAGCUCAAGGAGAAGCUGGCUAAGAUGUACGAGGUCAAGGACCCCAACUGCAUCUUCGUCUUCAAGUUCCGCACCCACUUCGGAGGCGGCAAGUCCACGGGGUUCGGCCUCAUCUACGACAACCUCGACUCAGCCAAGAAGUUCGAGCCCAAGUACAGGCUCAUCAGGAACGGUCUUGCUACCAAGGUGGAGAAGUCGCGCAAGCAGAUGAAGGAGAGGAAGAACAGGGCGAAGAAGAUCCGUGGUGUGAAGAAGACAAAGGCUGGGGACGCGAAGAAGAAAUGAGCAAGGAUUUCAGUGUACUUUAGACGUCUCGACUUUGAGUGCCACCUGUUCACCGUCCGAAUUUUUGUACACCGUAUCGCAAUGCUUUGAUCAAUUAGAAAGAGAAUUUUUGAGCUGUUUACAUCGUCUAUCUACUGGUACAUUUGAUUUGGAAAGGCAUAUAUCCCUGGUAUUGACCUGACUUUUGCGAUCUCUA
Sorghum bicolor (sorghum) is the source of this 762-nucleotide messenger RNA. RefSeq names its product 40S ribosomal protein S24-1. The record is from RefSeq and is a predicted model, not a curated record. NCBI's taxonomy places the organism in Eukaryota, Viridiplantae, Streptophyta, Magnoliopsida, Poales, Poaceae. Gene Ontology annotation, cellular component: ribosome. The transcript is spliced from 4 exons. The coding region runs from base 153 to 566 and encodes 137 amino acids. Gene Ontology annotation, molecular function: structural constituent of ribosome. Gene Ontology annotation, biological process: translation.